Molecule: messenger RNA, 862 nt
Organism: Aegilops tauschii subsp. strangulata
Lineage: Eukaryota; Viridiplantae; Streptophyta; Magnoliopsida; Poales; Poaceae
Source: RefSeq, a predicted model, not a curated record
AUGUGGCGCAGCCGCGUGUCGCCGGGCCUCCGGGAGGCAAAGGCCGACGCCGCAUCCAGGCGCUUCUCCACCACCUCACUAUCCCCUCUUCCUCCUCCUUUCUUCUAUCUUCCCCAUCUCUCUCACCCGACCCGCCCUCCCCGACCCAUACUGCGCCGCCCCCGCGCCCCCGCCGCCUCCCCCGCUCCGACCCUCGCCCCGGCGGCGACGAGCCCUUCCGCCCCCACCAUCUCUGUCCCGUUCGAGGUGAGGCCCUCGCCUGGCCGCCCUGCCCGGCCGCCCGGUCCUCCCCAUCCCAAGGUCAGGGGCUCCGCCGUCAAGUUCCUCUCCCACCCCAAGGUCAGGGGCAAGCGGCUAGGGUUUCUCCCGCGUCGCCUCCCACCUCCCGUCCCCGCCCAGGCCACCAUGUUCCAGCUAGGCUCCGCCCCCGGGAAGGGCUUCUGGGCGCGGCACCGGUGGAAGAUGCUCCUCUCGCUGGGCGUCGCCGGCGCCGGCUACGCGGCCUACCGCUUCUACGACACGCACCAGAAGCAGCUCGUCCGGGUGGAGCAGCGCCGAGGAGGAGCGCGCCGCCGAUGAGAUCAUCAAGAAUCAGUGAGCACACAAACCCAAACCACCACCAGAUUUGUUUUUCUUGUGUAUGUAUUGGUGGGUGAUGCAGGGUACCCUGUGAUGUGCUGCUUAUAGCAAUAUCGUCUUAGCGCUAGCAAACUACAGUAGUUCUGUGAUGCAGAGGAUCUCGGAUACAACCACGCUGCCAUUUGCUAUGCACUACCUACGUUCGCGGAUAAUGGAGGAGCUGGAUACUUCGCACCUGACCGAGAGGCUGCUGCAAGGGUGGAGCGGGCUGGACGACGCUGAA